AAGACACCGGGGCGGCACAGUCUGUGAUAACCCGGAUACCUGAGUCCAAAGUAAGAGAGGUUUAAAAAAAACUAGUAAGUCAAAUACAACAAGAGAAAGCGCUCGCUCGGGGACGCGGAGUGAAGCUGCGUAAAGGCGUGACGCACGGACUGGUAAUAUUUCAGAGGUAUUUUGAACGACAGAGCGGCGUUUUUCCACUUGAGCUUCAAACUCAGAUCAACUUCAGACAAGUAAAAGGAGAAGAAAAGAACGCGUCACACUUUGGGUUGCCCGCGCAGAGACUCUCCUCGGACGUUUUGACCCGAUGUCGACCUUGAGUUCACUCAAAAGAGAGACGACGAACACGAUGUGAGAGAUUUCCCCGCGGUGUUGUUUACUCAUUAGCUUUAGAAGCUGUUUGGAGGCAAGACCGAACAGGUUACCGGAGGGCGCCGAGCCUCUACAAGGAGCCUUGACAGGACACCGGCCGGAGAGGGAGCGAGAGGGGGAAAGGAUUUUGGCCGCGUAAAGAGAAGAAACGAGAAGGAGGCGCCUCUGGCGUUGAAGCGGCGCCGCUUCUUAGAUGGAUCCUUCAGGUUUGCGUCUGCCUCAGAGGAACCAGCCUGCUCCGGGCGCUCGCGGGUCGCUGUGACAGCGAGGUGUGUGAAACAUGACACACCGCGGCGCAUGGAUUGCCAAAGACAUGAGCGGCACGCAGCGCGGAAGCGGCGGCUCCCCGCUCCUCUCCGGUGCGCACUUGGAGCAGGAGAUUGCGCGCAGGGCAGCCGGUGGGACCAGAUGCCGGGUUCGGGGGAACGAUAGACAGGAGAUUACGUCUGUAAUGUCAGCAAAGGCCAAGGUGCUGCUCUGGGUGCUUCUCUCUCUGCUGCCUCUAGUUGAAGGAGCUCAUAUGAAAGCUGGUGCUGCCGGCGUGGGAUCAGACUCGGGCCACGCUGUGGGCCUGCUGGGGGGCCAGGAGGAGCGCGGGCUUCCUGUGACGCUGCCAGAGGUGGUAGAGGACGAGGAGCAGGAAGACGACAGUGACCCAUACUCCACUUGGCACGCUCUGUAUGACCCCUUCGUAACGGAUGAGGUGGACGACCAUCCCAGUAGUCGCUGGGCGGGGCGUUCUCCGCGCUCCUCUGACCCCACAGAACCUCAGUCCAAGGGCUCACAGAAGAAAAAGAAGAAGAGGAAGAGGAAAGAAAGGGCGGAAGAGGACAAGACAGGAAAAGGAGAUAAAAGGGGUAAAGGUAAAAACAGGCGGCCGAAGCAGAGCAGCAGGGACUGUCGAGUAGAGAAGAGAGAGAUGAAGGUUCGGGACCUGGGCCUGGGGUUUGACUCAGAUGAGAUCGUCCUCUUCAAGUUCUGUGUGGGCUCCUGCCAGUCGUUGAGGACAAACUACGACCUGGCGCUGAAGGCACUGCAGGAAAAUGGGUCGCUGCCUCGGCGCAAAGUCAGCAGCCAUCCCUGCUGCCGGCCCGACCGGUACGAGUCGGUCUCCUUCAUGGACGCCCAGACCACAUGGAGGACCAUCCAGUCAUUAUCUGCUGCCAGCUGCAUGUGUAUGGGCUGAAGAUACGAACGAGGGAGAGGGGUGAUGAGACCCAGUGUCACCCAUCCUGAAGGUAGAGGGGCCGAGAGGGGCCUCGAAUGAGGAAGGCCUGGUCGUUGGAAGUAGCGAGAGGGGGCCGCUGUCAUGUACACAGAGCGGAGGAAGUGAUGAAGGCCACUUCCUUUGGUGCGUCUCCAGUUGAGGAGGAAGAGGCCUGGGUGCAGCUGCAGCAUCGAGUGUCAAAGGGCAAGACCCGAGAUUGAGGGGGAGGUCAUCAGGGAAUCACAGGCUGGAUUUACAGUCGCCUCAUCAAAGAGUAAAUUGUUUUCAAGUGAAAAACUGACCAGCAGACCAGUUAUUACUCAUAGAAAAGACUCUUUAUGCGAACACAACUGUUUUGAUUUACAGUAUAUGGGCGAGACAAAGCUCGAGAGAUAUAGAGAAAAGACACAGUUAAAGGACUGCCUGUGUUGAAUAUUCUAUAGACUGACAUGAUGUUCACUAUAACUUACAUUGACACCAGCUCUUAACAGAAGUUCAUCGUCAUUUUGUUUUUCUCCACACACCGACAGGGACAUCACAUUGUACCUUUUUCUACGUUCAGGUGAACUCAGCCAAAUGGAUGCCAUGCAUCUUCAUGUAUUACUGUAUAAAAGUAAAAUAUAUUUAUUUCAGAUAAAUUAUUUAUUUAUUAUCGCUUCAUAUGAGAGCUGUUUUUUACGAACUCUGUAUUGUAGAUAAAUAUCUAUUUAUUGCCGAGACUCAGAUCUCACGUUGACAGUUACUUCUGCUCACAUACAGUACGUACAUGUCUUUCACACCUAUGUAAAAUGCCACAUCAACCCCCCGAGCUGAACUGCUGAUUCUUCAUUCUAUAAAUUGGAUGCAGUUUAUGUUUCUGAAAUGACUUGAGUGAUUUUAUAAAACAAAAACAUUGGUCAAAAACCAACAACUAAUAACAUCAGAAACAAAUUGACCUACAUUGAAAUGAUUUGCUAUAUGCAAUGAGUAUAUCUCCUCAAGAGCAUCUCACAUACUUUAAGACCUGAUCUCCAGUUCUGGGUAACAAUAUCAGUUUUACAUGUAGAAUGUAUGUACAGCAAACAAGUAAAACAUUUAUACUACAGGACCUCAAUGUUUCUCAUUUUAAAGUGUUCAAGUAAUUGCAUUCAGUAUGUCACAUUAUUAUUAUUAUUAUUAUUAUUAUUACAUGAAGUUUCCUUUAUUUUUGUAUGGCAUUA
Molecule: messenger RNA, 2775 nt
Organism: Scophthalmus maximus (turbot)
Lineage: Eukaryota; Metazoa; Chordata; Actinopteri; Pleuronectiformes; Scophthalmidae
Exons: 5
Coding region: 650-1555 (301 amino acids)
Molecular function (GO): glial cell-derived neurotrophic factor receptor binding; receptor tyrosine kinase binding; growth factor activity
Source: RefSeq, a predicted model, not a curated record